This is a messenger RNA of Carica papaya (papaya), 672 nucleotides long. Its product is annotated as embryo-specific protein ATS3A-like. The record is from RefSeq and is a predicted model, not a curated record. Lineage: Eukaryota; Viridiplantae; Streptophyta; Magnoliopsida; Brassicales; Caricaceae. Gene Ontology annotation, molecular function: protein binding.
ACCAUAGAUAAGGCAAAACUCAGAGUUCAAUAGUCAAUAAUCAAAGGAGCGGUAGCUAGCCCAGAAAAUGGUUAAGCUACCCUCUCUUCUCCUCUUCAUUUUCGCCUUCGUCUUCUUCUUCACACACUCAUUUUCCAGAUCCAUCACUUCUCCACAGCCUCAUCUUCUCAAAUCCUUCACCCCCAAAUCCAACCAGAGUGGAUUACUGAAUGCAAGAAGCUGCUCCUACACAGUUAUCAUCAAGACCAGCUGCUCUUCUGUGGCUUACACCAGAGACAAAGUCAGUAUAGCAUUUGGUGAUGCGUACGGGAACGAGGUUUAUGUAAAGAGGCUUGAUGACCCGUAUUCAGGGACCUUCGAGAGGUGUUCGACAGAUACGUUCCAAAUCAAGGGACCCUGUACGCGUGACAUCUGUUAUCUGUACCUGCUGAGGAGUGGAUCGGACGGCUGGAAACCCGAGAGUGUUAAGAUCUACGGCACAUAUACGAAGACGGUGACAUACUAUUAUAAUGUUUAUCUACCAAAUGGUGUCUGGUAUGGGGUUAAUGAGUGCCGUAGGGCCUCUCUCUCUGCUGAUAUGUAGGAGGAGGAGGAGGAGGAGGAGGAGAAAAAUAUCAAUCAAUUUUCAAUAAUAAUUUAAUUAAAUAAUCAGAGUGAUAUAAUCGUGUUUAA